Messenger RNA from Amblyraja radiata (thorny skate), 1795 nucleotides. It is a transcript of the gene mrnip, whose product is annotated as MRN complex interacting protein. Gene Ontology annotation, cellular component: nucleus. The record is from RefSeq and is a predicted model, not a curated record. Gene Ontology annotation, biological process: mitotic G2 DNA damage checkpoint signaling. The transcript is spliced from 7 exons. NCBI's taxonomy places the organism in Eukaryota, Metazoa, Chordata, Chondrichthyes, Rajiformes, Rajidae. Gene Ontology annotation, molecular function: chromatin binding. Bases 119 to 1330 code for a protein of 403 amino acids.
UGGUGGCGCUGCCGACCGACCGCCUGAUUGUGCGCCUGCGAGCUGCCAGUUAGUGGGUGGCCGCUGCUCCAGUAUCUUUGGUGGAGACGUGUGGAGCCUGAGACCCCAGGCCCAGGCCAUGGCGCAGCAGUUCCAGGCGCUGAGGUGUUGCUUUUGCACCACCUUCCAGGUCCAGCAGGUUAAAAAGAGCAAGAAGUGGAACUGCAAACUAUGCGCAGAGAAACAGUCAAUGCUGAAGGUGUAUGGCCAGGGCUCGGGGGCUGAUUGCAGAAAACAUGUACAGAGACUAAACAUGCUGCAAGGACUGAAGAUGCAGGAGAUGGAAGCCACAACCUGGCCCACUGAGGAAGGAGCAGAUUCCAGCCAGGAUUGCCAACCUCAAACAGUUAGUGCGGAGAGUGGACAGAGCCACGCAGCUAGUCGUUGGAACGUUUAUCUGGACCAGAAGCUGGUAGAAGAAACAAAAGAAGGAGGAGGAGGAGGAGGAGAUGACGAGAUUGUGUACACUGACAGGCAACGGUUCCAGACAGACAUGAAGAAUGCUGGCAGAGGUCGAAGUAAACGUAAAAGAGGAUCGCACUUUGACUCUGAGAAACUGCGUCCAUAUGGAGAUCGUACUGAUAUCAAUGCAAAGGAGACUGCUGGAAUGAAAAAGAAGCACAUGAAUUCCUCAAUGAUUGAAGGCAGCAAAUGGAGCUCCGAUACUGGAGAGGAGAGGGAUAAUUUACACCGGUCCAACUCGGCAAUCCAGUUGGCUGACAAAGGCCAAAGUAAUGAAGAUUUGUUGACCAAACGGACAGAAGCCUCGAAGUGGGAUAAGUUCCUCCCUCUCAGCAACGCGGCUGUCAGCUGUGAGCAGCACUCUGCCACCGCUCGCCUCCCCCUUCCCCUGGCAGAUGAAGAUGAUGAGGCUGUUUCUGCUGCUCCUGCCAGUGUGCUGCGGACCGCUGAUCCUGAGCCAAGCCUGUCGCCCACAACACAAACAGCUGCGAAGAUAGAGACUCAGCCAGUGACAGCAGCCACUGUGGAACACGUGGAAGGAACCAGUGAGGUGAUGGAUUUAUCUAGACUUUGUGACUGUACAGGAGUGAGCAUCAACGCUGGUGGGGCAGGGAAGGACUGCCAGGCACAACUGGCAUCCACUGUAUCUGUUUAUCGUGCUGCCAGAGUUUCAAGCUCCCUCAGCUCAGGGACCUCCUUGUCCCCGCUGGUGUCUGCUCCCCAUCAACGAUCGGCCGCAGAGUCACCACAAUCAGCUCCUGGAUUAACCUCCAAGCAACCCUGUCCCUUUGUGUCACUGUUUCAGACAGAUGAGGACUUCGAUUUGUGAUUUUAUUUUCUUGGAGGAUUUUAAAGGGUUAGGGUGAGUACCCCAUUGGAUAGGUGAUAUUUUGGGUCGGGACCAGAAAUGUCAACUAUCCAUGUUCUCCAGAGACGCCCUGUGACCCACUGAGUUACUCCACACUUUUGUGUCCUUUUUUGUAUUAUCCAGCAUCUGCUGUUUUUUGUUUCUACUGUUGUACUGUGUGGCUAGGCAUGCAUUUCACAAACUUACUCUCAAUCCUCCAUGACACUGCAGUGUUGAGGUGAAUCUGAAAUGAUUUUACAAAAAAAAGGUAAAACUAUGGGUGGGACAGGAAGUUUCUAGAGCCGCUUCGUGUUGAAACAAUCCUGCAGGUUGUCAGAUUUUGGCAUGUUUCACUUUCUUUAAUGUUUUUCACUUUGCUUUGCAUCAUAUUCAAAAAGUAUAUAAAUCUGUUCAUAUUUCUGACCUCAUUAAAGUAUUAAACCAUCA